GACUGACAGAUGGAAUAACUUGUUGGUAGUUAGUGGCGUUUAUUCAGACUGUUAAAUAAUUAAGGAGAUGCUAAAGUCAUUUCCUGUAUUUACCUUUCCCAAAUCGGUUACAUAGCGGGAGAGAGAAUGGUCGGUUUCAUUAUUUCAUCGAGUGUAUGUGUAGAGAGAGGAGAGAGAGAUUGUCGGUUUGAGUUGAGCUUUAAAGCUCCUCUCUGUGUCAUCAAUGGGGAACCACAACGGUUGUUUCUCGAGGAGACAUCACAAGAACCGUCACGGCUCUAACUCCUCUCCUCGUCCUGGGAAAUCGGAAGUUCCGCCCUAUAAAUCGGGAACCUCAGAUCAUGGGUUUCCUCCUCAGAUCACGGACUCAUCGUCGUCUAUGUCGUCGUUGUCUUUGCCUUACGCGCGCGUCGAUUCCUCCUUACGAGCUCUCGCCGGCCAAGCCGAGGGUUUCGGCCGCCUUGCUAUCGGUGGCCUCCAAGGUCCCCUUUAUCAUGUCACCACUUUAGCAGAUGAUGGGCCAGGAUCACUCCGUGAAGGCUGUCGCAAGAAAGAACCUCUAUGGAUUGUCUUUGAAGUUUCAGGAACUAUUGGUCUGUCAUCUUAUCUGAACGUGUCAUCUUAUAAGACCAUUGAUGGACGAGGACAAAGGAUGAAACUCACAGGGAAGGGUUUGAGGUUGAAGGAAUGUGAACAUGUAAUUAUAUGCAAUCUAGAGUUUGAAGGUGGUAGAGGACCUGAUGUUGAUGGCAUUCAGAUAAAACCCAAGUCAAAGCACAUAUGGAUAGACCGUUGCAGCCUCUCUGAUUAUGAUGAUGGACUGAUAGAUAUCACCCGAGAGAGCACAGAUAUUACAAUUUCUAGAUGUCACUUUUCAAAGCAUGACAAGACAAUGCUCAUUGGAGCAGACCCGUCUCACACUGGUGACAGAUGUAUUCGAGUGACCAUUCACCAUUGUUUUUUUGAUGGUACCCGACAGCGGCAUCCUCGUGUCAGGUUUGGGAAAGUACAUUUAUAUAAUAAUUACACCAGAAACUGGGGCAUUUAUGCUGUAUGUGCCAGUGUAGAAUCACAGAUAUAUUCACAAUGCAAUAUAUAUGAAGCAGGACAGAAGAAGGUGGCUUUCAAAUAUCUAACAGAGAAGGCUACUGACAAAGAAGAAGCAAGUACUGGCUGCAUAAAGUCCGAGGGGGACGUGUUUUUAUAUGGAACUCAAGGCAGUUUAUUGACCACGGCAACUGCAGAUAAUAUAUUUCAUCCUAGUGAAUACUACCCCACAUGGACUGUCGAAGCUCCAACGGAUGCUCUGAAAAAAGUUCUCCAACAGUGUACAGGAUGGCAGAGUGUCCCACGGCCAGCAGAUUAUACCAAGUAACACCAAGAUUUGAAAUAUUUAUACAUGAAUUUAGGGUUGUGCAUUUUGUGAUGUUCUUCCAUAAUUUUGGAAUGGUUAGCUGUCAGAUCUGAUAACUAGUUAUCAGAUUUGUGUGGAUUACUUUGAAUAUUAGUUAUGGCCUAAUUGUAUUGUAAGACAUGGAUGAAGGAUAAUAAUGAUGAAGCUACCACUUGGAGUUAUUGAUCUGUAA
Camellia sinensis is the source of this 1586-nucleotide messenger RNA. RefSeq names its product putative pectate lyase 4. Gene Ontology annotation, molecular function: pectate lyase activity. NCBI's taxonomy places the organism in Eukaryota, Viridiplantae, Streptophyta, Magnoliopsida, Ericales, Theaceae. The record is from RefSeq and is a predicted model, not a curated record.